This is a messenger RNA of Arachis ipaensis, 573 nucleotides long. NCBI's taxonomy places the organism in Eukaryota, Viridiplantae, Streptophyta, Magnoliopsida, Fabales, Fabaceae. The record is from RefSeq and is a predicted model, not a curated record.
UGAAGUCACAGCAGUGCAGCAGCCUAAGGUUGGGACUUGGGUCUGGGUACUGGAUAACAACCAAGAGUAAUUACCAAGGUUGCGAGAACCAAACUGGUCAAUAAACCGGUAAAGUCAAUGGUUCAACAGUUCACCGGCUGCGAGGAGGAAGGGCAGUGGCAGAAACACAACGGCGACACACACAGAGAGAGAGAGAGAGAGAGAGCUCGAACAGAGGAGACGGCCAACGAGCUUCCAAACGACGGCGAGGGAGCUUCCAAUCACGGCGACACAGCUUCCUACGACGGCGACGGAUCUUCUACGGUGGCGGUGGAGGCUGCGUGGGUGUGGGGGCUGCGGUGGCUGUGGGGGUUGCGGGGAGCUGCGAGGCUGUGGGGGUUGCGGGGAGCUGCGAGGGCUGAUGCGGGGGCUUCGUGGCUGCAGUGGCGGCAGAGACUGCGGUGACUGCGGGCGGCGGGCUGCAGGGCUGGGUGGCUGGGGUCUAGGUUUAGUUGAUGCUGUAUUGCUGUGUAGUUUCAGAGAGGAGAGGAUAGUUGAUGCUGGGUGAGUGGGUGUGGCUGUGUUACUUUCCUU